Messenger RNA from Manis pentadactyla (Chinese pangolin), 3245 nucleotides. It is a transcript of the gene RARA, whose product is annotated as retinoic acid receptor alpha. Gene Ontology annotation, cellular component: transcription regulator complex; nucleus. The record is from RefSeq and is a predicted model, not a curated record. Gene Ontology annotation, molecular function: nuclear glucocorticoid receptor binding; zinc ion binding; nuclear receptor activity. The transcript is spliced from 9 exons. Lineage: Eukaryota; Metazoa; Chordata; Mammalia; Pholidota; Manidae. Bases 544 to 1932 code for a protein of 462 amino acids. Gene Ontology annotation, biological process: retinoic acid receptor signaling pathway; cellular response to corticotropin-releasing hormone stimulus; regulation of transcription by RNA polymerase II.
GUGACUCGCUAUGGCCGCUGCCUUCGCCCCGCGCCCCUGAGCCGCGGCCCCCCAGACGGCUCCUCUCUGGGACCCCCACCCUUGACGCCGAGCAGCACCAAGGCUCAGGGUCUGGGCAGAAGCCGUGCUCGCGGGCUCCCCGGAAGGAUUGCUACCCCCGGAUGCGAGCAUCGCAGGACAUGGCCCCCCCAGCCGCCUAGCCGGGGCCCAUCUAGGAGAGGCAUCCUUUUCAGCGUCCUGAAGGCCAGCUCUGGACCUUCCCAGGAAAGUGCCAGCUCACAGAACAGCUUGACCAAAGGACCAGCUCUUGGGACGGCCCCAAACCAACCUGGCCCCCAGCUAGAGUGGGGUCUCCAGGAGGCUGUGGUUAGCCUGCUGGUCUUGGACAGCAGCUCCAGGACAGAAGGGGGGGUGGGCUGACCACCCAAACCCCCUCUGGGCCCAGGCCCUAUGCCUCGAGGAGGGGCGGCCUGAAGCCCUACGGAGCUUCCCGCCGGAGCUUCCCGCCAGACUGUCUGCCUGCUUCUGACUCUGCUGCUUGGCAUGGCCAGUAACAGCAGCUCCUGCCCAACACCUGGGGGAGGGCACCUCAGUGGGUACCCAGUGCCCCCCUACGCCUUCUUCUUUCCUCCUAUGCUGGGUGGACUCUCCCCGCCAGGAGCUCUGACCUCUCUCCAGCACCAGCUUCCAGUUAGCGGCUAUAGCACGCCGUCCCCAGCCACCAUUGAGACCCAGAGCAGCAGUUCCGAGGAGAUAGUGCCCAGCCCUCCCUCACCGCCCCCCCUCCCCCGCAUCUACAAGCCUUGCUUUGUCUGUCAAGACAAAUCCUCAGGCUACCACUAUGGGGUCAGCGCCUGUGAGGGCUGCAAGGGCUUCUUCCGCCGCAGCAUCCAGAAGAACAUGGUGUACACAUGUCACCGGGACAAGAACUGCAUCAUCAACAAGGUGACCCGGAACCGCUGCCAGUAUUGCCGGCUGCAGAAGUGCUUCGAAGUGGGCAUGUCCAAGGAGUCUGUGAGGAAUGACCGGAACAAGAAGAAGAAGGAAGCCCCUAGGCCAGAGUGCUCUGAGAGCUACACGCUGACGCCCGAGGCGGGGGAGCUCAUCGAGAAGGUGCGCAAGGCGCACCAGGAAACCUUCCCCGCUCUCUGCCAGCUGGGCAAAUACACUACGAACAACAGCUCGGAGCAGCGUGUUUCUCUGGACAUUGACCUCUGGGACAAGUUCAGUGAACUCUCCACCAAGUGCAUCAUUAAGACUGUGGAGUUCGCCAAGCAGCUGCCCGGCUUCACCACCCUCACCAUUGCUGACCAGAUCACCCUUCUCAAGGCUGCCUGCCUGGACAUCUUGAUCCUGCGGAUCUGUACGCGGUACACACCCGAACAGGACACAAUGACCUUCUCAGAUGGGCUGACCCUGAAUCGGACCCAGAUGCACAAUGCCGGCUUUGGCCCCCUCACAGACCUGGUCUUUGCUUUUGCCAACCAGCUGCUGCCCCUGGAGAUGGAUGAUGCUGAGACUGGGCUGCUCAGUGCCAUCUGCCUCAUCUGUGGAGACCGGCAGGACCUGGAGCAGCCCGACAGGGUGGACAUGCUGCAGGAGCCGCUGCUUGAGGCGCUGAAGGUCUACGUGCGGAAACGGAGGCCCAGCCGUCCCCACAUGUUCCCCAAGAUGCUGAUGAAGAUCACAGACCUGCGGAGCAUCAGCGCCAAGGGGGCCGAGCGGGUAAUCACGCUGAAGAUGGAGAUCCCAGGCUCCAUGCCACCUCUCAUCCAGGAAAUGCUGGAGAACUCCGAGGGCCUGGACACUCUGAGCGGACAGCCGGGGGGCGGGGGGCGGGAUGGGGGUGGCCUGGCCCCCCCACCUGGCAGCUGUAGCCCCAGCCUCAGCCCCAGCUCAAACAGAAGUAGCCCGGCCACCCACUCCCCGUGACUGCCCGUGCCCAUGGACACAGCCCUUGGCCCACGCCCUGGUUUUUCUCUGCCUUUCUACCAACGAUGCGACCCCCACCAGCCCUGCCCCCGCCCGUCCUUCCUUCCCUGGGGGGACAGGAGGGAGGAGGCGGCGACUCUUCGGGACAGAGGCCUGGGCCUGAGAUGAACUGCCUGCCCCUGCAGCCCGGCUGCCGUCAGGGGCAGGGCUGUGAACUGAGUGAGGACCCCCGGUUCUGGGCCUUGGAUGGGGCCUGGGGGCCUCUGUUCAUCAAGACAUCCUGCCCAUGUCUCCACAUCUUCAUCACCAGCAAAUGCCAGGACCUGGCUCCCCCAUCCUCAGAACUCACAAGCCAUUGCCCCCCGGUUGGGGAUCCCCCCCUGCCUCGGUUGGUGACAGAGGGGGUGGGCCAGGGCUGGGGGUUCUCCCUGUACAUACCCUGCCAUACCAACCCCCAGGUAUUCUCGCUGGUUUGUUUUUAUUUUAAUUUUUUUGUUUUGAUUUUUUUUUUUAAUAAGAAUUUUCAUUUUAAGCACAUUUAUACUGAAGGAAUCUGUGCUGUGUAUCGGGGGGAGCUGGAUCCAGAGCUGGAGAGGGUGGGGCCUCGGGAGGGGAGGGGCUCAGAGGGGCUCCCACUCCCUCUCCGCGCCCCUGCGCCCCCUGGCCCUCCUCCCCAGCCUUUUCUCCUCAGUUUUCUCUUUAAAACUGUGAAGUACUAACUUUGUGAGGCCUGCCCUCCUCUUCUCCCUCUGCCUAACCACUGGGUGUGGAUAGUUCCAGGCAGCCCCAAAAGGAGGGGGCUCCCCCUAAGAGACGGGGCAGGGGCAAAGCAAGGGGCCCUCAGAGCAAGUGUGUUUCUCAGCCCUGUGUCCUGGUGGAGCCGCCUCCCCAUCAGGGCCCACAUCAUCUAGGCUCUGUUGCCCCCACUGUGAAGGGGCCAGCCAAGGGGUCCACAUGGCCCUGCCCCCCAGCCUCACAGCCACCAGCACCUCCCACAGGGCCCCUGACACACACACACACACACACACCCCCAGCGGACAGAUGGGCUGAUAGACACACUUGGCCUAAGUUCCUCCAUUUCCCUGGGCUGCCCCUCACCUCACACCCAUGCCCCCUCCUUGCCCCGCAGGACGGGCCUACAGGGGGUCCCUUCCCCUCCUUCCCUGCACCCCCGGCCUGGGGGAGCUGGUUCUGCCCUGCCUUCCUUGCCCCGGGGUUGGGGUCUCAUGCCUCCAGAGCCCGCUGGUGCACCUGUUACUGUCGGACUUUCCACUGAGAUCUACUGGAUAAAGAAUAAAGUUAUAUUUAUUCUA